This is a messenger RNA of Lachancea mirantina, 2544 nucleotides long. The record is from the annotation of a GenBank genome assembly. Lineage: Eukaryota; Fungi; Ascomycota; Saccharomycetes; Saccharomycetales; Saccharomycetaceae.
AUGACUACUCUGCCAAAGCGUCACACGUAUUAUGGGGGGUCGACCUCUGAAGCGUUUAAUCCAGCUUUGGGUUCGGGAUCUUUUCCUCGACGUAAAAAGAACGUUACAUUUGGCCCGUACAUCGUGGGUUCGACGUUAGGAGAAGGUGAGUUUGGUAAAGUAAAACUUGGCUGGUCCAAAAGUACAGCGUCUGCCAAUGAGGUUCCCAAACAAGUAGCCAUAAAACUCAUCAGAAGAGAUAGCAUUCCCAAGCAUUCCGAGAAAGAAAUCAAAGUUUAUCGCGAAAUUAACGCACUCAAGCACUUGAACCAUCCAAAUAUUGUAAGACUCGAGGAAGUUCUUCAAAACUCGAAGUAUAUUGGCAUUGUGCUCGAGUAUGCGUCCGGUGGCGAGUUCUACAAAUACAUUCAGAAGAAACGCCGGCUGAAAGAGCCUACGGCUUGUCGUCUGUUUGCCCAACUGGUAAGUGGAGUCAAUUACAUGCACUCUAAGGGUCUUGUUCAUAGAGAUUUGAAGUUGGAGAACCUGUUAUUGGACAAGCACGAGAACCUACUCAUAACUGAUUUCGGUUUCGUAAACGAAUUUUCGUUAAAAAAUGAAUUGAUGAAAACCUCUUGUGGAUCUCCUUGCUAUGCGGCCCCAGAACUUGUUAUAACUACCAAUCCUUAUGAAGCUCGAAAAGCCGACAUAUGGUCAUGCGGUGUCAUAAUGUAUGCAAUGUUGGCAGGUUACUUGCCCUGGGACGAUGACGCCGACAAUCCGGAUGGGGAUGAUAUCGCAAAACUCUAUCGCUACAUUACGCGAUCCCCGCUGAAAUUUCCAGAGUAUAUAACACCACUGCCGCGGGAUCUGUUGAGAAAAAUUCUGGUUUCUGAUCCGCGCAAGAGGCUAACAUUAGAGAAAAUUCAAUUGCACGGCUGGUUGCAACCACAUUCGCCAUUUCUUUCGGUCACAGUUGAGGAGUGGGAUCGUACUGUCAGGCAUAAUGAGCUCUUCAGAUUUCCACCUCAAAGAAGGAACGCUGACUCAGUUAGGCCGCGAUCGACUUGCUCGAUAUCGUCAGCAAACUCAAAGGGCGACAAACGCAAUUCCUUAAUAAUGGACUCAAAUCUCUAUCCAGUUCCCGUGCCACCACAAGAAUCGCAGUCUCACGUCAUGGCAAAACCUUCUUCACCCUCGUCAGAGAUGCGGCAGUCGCCCAUUAAAGGUAUGCGCAACCAUAGCAGGAGAAACUCCGCUGCUUCGAUCGCAUUACAAACUGUUGUUGAUGCAGAGAGGGACUUCCAGGCACACCAUGGCUCGUCUGUUGGAUCGCGCUCGACAGCGGCGCUCAACACAGAAAAUUUGUCCCAUUCUUCUUCGUUUUCGUCAAGAUAUUAUUCCCAAUCUCCUACAAAGAGCGCAGGUGCUAAUGGUCUUUCAUUGAGGGAAAGCGUAAUUAUUGAAGUGAGCCCACAAAAGGGCCCGAUAGCACUGAGUUACAAUGGCUAUCAAAGGGAACCUUUUGUUGGAUUAGUUACGUCAACACAUGUUAACAUGUCGCCACCUUUACAGAAUAACGUUAUGAAAAUCCAGAACAUUGCAUCCGCUCACUCAUUGAAGCAUACAAGUGAUCCGUCUCACCAGAGAAAAAUGAGGCCAACUUCAUACCACCCAGUUUCUUACUCACACCAAAGUAAUGUUAAUGAAGCGAAGCUAUCAUCCGACCCUUUGUCAGAUGGUGUACAAAUUGCCUUGGAUGAGACUAUAGAAGGAUCGGGAAAUGCCCGAGAUCGUCGUUCUCUUGGAGAAGACCAGCACCAUAAUACCCCUGGCUUGCCUCGAGGAUCUGAUCCAAGUAGUUUCGUGAAUACAGAGAGUGAGAAGGUGUCAGAUUUACCAAGUCCGGGAACUGAUACCUUGAUGAAUAACUCUGACAUGACAAUUAUGGCCGACGACGUCCAUAAAGCAUCACGGUCGCCUCUAGGUGAUAUUCCAACCAUCAAGAAAAUGAGCGAAAACAAUGCCAGUAUUGUAACGGAUGAGAACAAGACGACCAGCUCUGGCGUUUGUAAAGGUGAAGCGAAGGAAAAAGUACCAGAGCCGAGGCAAUACACUCUUCCUGAGAAACGUGGUCCAAAAAGAUUUAGCAUUCUUUCAUUUUAUUCUAAUUACACCAGCUCAAAGUCGAAUUUGGAGGUAACGUCCGGAGAAAUGGGCGGCAAAACUAGCGCCGAAGAAAAAUCCCGCUCUCAAGCUGGCGUAAAACUUGGUUUCGAAACCAAAGAAAUUCUCGCGGCAAAGGAAAAGACGGCUUCGAGAGCCCCCUCUGCGGAUCAUUCGAGUCAGCGGAGGAUUCCGAGUGGCCCCAAGAACCCUGUAGCGGAAACAACAAGCUCUCGACAGGUCUCUUCGGGCAGCACCUAUCAGGAAUCGAGAACUAAGCGGAACAACCGCAUGUCCGUGGCGGUCUCAUCACUACAACAGCCACAAGUUCGUCCUCGCGAACAAUCGACAGCGAAAAGGGUGAUGGAUUUUUUCAAACGCAGAAGCAUGAGGCUAUGA